AGACGCGUUUCAAAGUGGAUGAAAAAUGAAUGCGAUUAUUUUUAUUAUUGGUGGUCAGGAAUAGUUUCGCUUGCAUGUUUGUAUAAUUAUUUUAUGAUUUCGAUUAUGAUUUUCGAAGAUGUUUAUCAACAUUUUUACUUCCAGUGGAUUUGUACUAAUAUCAUGACUGAUCUUGUAUUUUUAUUGGAUAUUAUUGUACAAGCACGAAAAGGUUCCGGAUUUUGCAGCAAAACCUUUCGUGUAGACGUACUUGCAGUUAUACCAUUUGACUUAUUACUUUUUCUACGUAAUGAUCUCACGUUACUACGAUGCAAUCGUUUGUUAAAAAUUUAUCGUAUUUGGAACUUCGAUGAACUCACUGAAAUUCAUACUAGUCUUCCGAAUUUAUUUCACUUUUUGAAGCUCACAACGACUUGUAUUAUUAUAUUUCACUUGAACAGUUGCUUGUACCAUGUUUUGAAUAUUACUUACAAUUUUAACACAGCCGACAUUGAUGAUUGGAUAUUUUCAUAUGACAAAAUAUUAGAUCCAAUUUUUAUCACUGAAAAAUCUCCUAAUUUGCCUCAAGUUUUAUCAAUUGAUAUGAAUAAUCAGGAUUGGGAGGAUAAUGUAACAAAAACGAUAAGCUUCAGUAAUUUCACUAAACAGUACGGCCUCAGUUUUUACUGGUCGGCUCUUACGUUAUUCGCACUUGGUGAACAGCCAUCUCCAACAUAUUUGCUGCAAUUUUUGUUUGAAACUGUUGAUACAAUAAUUGGAUUAGUGAUAUUUGCUAUGAUUGUUGGGGAUGUUGGUAAUAUGAUAUCAAAAAUGAAUAUUAUUAAAGCUAAUUUUGAAAAUACUCUCGAUGGCUGCAAACAAAUUUUGCCUUCACGCUUGUACGGUGACUUAAUCAAGCAUAGUAACAUAGAUAUGCUGAAAAAGGUAGAAUUGUUUCAGGACUGUGAAAGAAAUCUUCUAUCUGAAUUAGUUUUAAUGUUGGAACUUGAAGCGUUCAGUUCUGGUGAUUACGUGUGCAGGGAGGGAGACGUUGGAAAGGAGAUGUACAUCGUAAGAAAAGGUCAACUGCAGGUCAUAAAUGAAGAUGGUGGCAAAGUUUUAGAUACUCUCAGAGAAGGCAGUGUAUUCGGGGAAUUAUCAGUUCUGAACGUAGAAGGUGUAAUUAAGAAUGAAAAUAGACGACGAACAAUAACAGUAAGAUCAGUGGGUUUCUCAGAAUUACACAUUUUAACAAAAGAUUCAUUAUGGGAUAUUCUUGACGAUUAUCCUGAAUCUAAAAAGAUUCUUUUACAAAAAGGUUAUUUCAUUUUGUUUCAUUGA
Molecule: messenger RNA, 1320 nt
Organism: Thelazia callipaeda (thelaziosis nematode)
Lineage: Eukaryota; Metazoa; Nematoda; Chromadorea; Rhabditida; Thelaziidae
Source: the annotation of a GenBank genome assembly